This is a messenger RNA of Gossypium arboreum, 677 nucleotides long. RefSeq lists its product as uncharacterized. The coding region runs from base 92 to 505 and encodes 137 amino acids. The record is from RefSeq and is a predicted model, not a curated record. NCBI's taxonomy places the organism in Eukaryota, Viridiplantae, Streptophyta, Magnoliopsida, Malvales, Malvaceae. The transcript has 2 exons.
UCAUCACUAAACACUAAUGAAUUUGCAGUUUGGUUGGGCCUUUUUUUUCUUGAAUGAAUGACUGAUCUUUGUUAAAAUAAUUAUUUACAAAAUGGCAUCCGCUUUUGCCUUUGCUUCUGGAACCUCACCUUCAUUCUUACCCUCUAACAGCCUCAAACCCAAACAUUCACCGCUUCGUCGUCCUUUGGCGCCUAUUAACAUAAGAUCCGAAAGCAUGGCUACUGAGAAACUCGGCAUCAAAGUUGAAACCAACCCCUCAGAAUCCAAGCUUUCUCAGCUUGGUGUACGCCAGUGGCCCAAGUGGGGUUGUCCUCCUAGUAAAUUCCCAUGGACAUAUAGUUCAAAAGAGACAUGUUAUCUAUUGGAAGGGAAAGUCAAGGUAUACCCUGAAGGUAGCAAUGACUUUGUUGAAAUUGGUGCUGGUGAUUUAGUUGAGUUUCCUAAAGGGAUGAGUUGCACUUGGGAAGUUUCAGUGGCUGUUGACAAACACUAUAAGUUUGAGUGAGUGCUUUUAUAACCUCAUGCUCUUCUUUUACCUUCUUUUCUCCAUUGUUAUUAUGAAAUAAAAUAUAAAUGCUUGGGGUGAUGUAAGAUACCUCUAUAUUGUUCAAGUUUGAUUAUGAUUUGGAGCUCAGAACUUAAAGUUUAUUUAGCUUAUUAAAUAUGGUCUUAUACUA